Molecule: messenger RNA, 333 nt
Organism: Macroventuria anomochaeta
Lineage: Eukaryota; Fungi; Ascomycota; Dothideomycetes; Pleosporales; Didymellaceae
Exons: 1
Coding region: 81-251 (56 amino acids)
Source: RefSeq, a predicted model, not a curated record
UGGCGUGACGUUAGUGAGAGCAGCGGUAGACUCUCACAAAGGUUGCCUCAUGCAUUGGCCUUACCCAUAUCUGUUUCAUGAUGGUGUUCAUGUUUGCGGUCAGGGCAAUCUCUUUUGUGCUGCCGUUGAAAUUCGUGCUGAUUGUAGGCUGUCAGAGUACCGGCAGGAGAAGAGUCAGGGUCUAUCAGUUGCUUUCGAACUUGUUGGCACAGAACCUUGUUGUUGCUAUGCGGUGGCGGCGAACGAUAUGAGCCUGCGGCUUUUCCUCCGUAGUAACGUGGAUGCUUAGGCUGCCUCGCGUAUUCGCGGCUGUGCGUCUUUCAAUCGUCCUUG